Rhizophagus irregularis DAOM 181602=DAOM 197198 is the source of this 919-nucleotide messenger RNA. RefSeq lists its product as uncharacterized. Gene Ontology annotation, biological process: mitotic sister chromatid segregation. Gene Ontology annotation, cellular component: MIS12/MIND type complex; kinetochore. Lineage: Eukaryota; Fungi; Glomeromycota; Glomeromycetes; Glomerales; Glomeraceae. The record is from RefSeq and is a predicted model, not a curated record.
UUACAAUAUCGAACCACGUGAUUUUCUAAAAAUUUUCGCGUUUUUUUAAACUGAGUUCGCGUACACCAUUUCGUUUUCCUCUUUCAAUAAUAUAUAAUUUCCUACCGAGAAAUUGUAAUUUUAACGUGAUGGAAAGAGAACAUCCAAAAAUACAAGUAGAUGAUAUAAAGGACAUAUUAUAUAUUCAAAAUGGAAUAAAAUGUUCAAUAUCUUCUUACAUACAAAAAUAUUUUGAUGUAGAUACAGAUGAUGAAUUAAAAUCACAAGUUACUUCUAUCGUUACAAAAUGGGUUGAUGAUACGUUUAAAUUAUGCUCUCCAAAUUUUGAAGUGAAUGGAAUGGCUUAUGAUAAAGCAUUAGAAGAAAAAGAUGUUGAGCCAUUCGAUGAAAAUCUUUUAUCGAAUUUAAUAUCAUUAGAAUCAAAUAUUGACGAUAUGACAUUAACAUUAACAGAAAAACGACGUAAUUUACCUGAAAUUAUUAAGAAGAAGUUUGAAGAUAUUUUAAUAUUACAAUCUUUUAUGAAAAAUCAUGCCGAAAUUGUUGAUGAUGUGGAAGUUUGUGAUAUGCAAAUUGAUUCCGAAGAUGCUGAUGAUGAACGAUUUCCCGAACGCGUUAUUCAAACUUAUGAUCGAAGUCUCGCUUUAUUAACAGAAUUGAAAAAGUCUACAUCUGCCAACUUGUCAAGGCUUGAAAGAGCUCAAAUUGUUGUUACAGAUAUUAAUAAAUUUAAUCAAAAUAAUUCAACUUCGUGAAUUUUAUUAGAUCACAAGAACUGCUUUGGAGUUUAGCAUUUAAUCAUACUCAAAAAAUUAAUAUAAACUUAUUUUGUUUCAUAUAAUGAAUGACUUUAUUAAUAAGAUAUUCGAUACAAGAGAAAUUUCCGAUUAUAAGAUAAACUUUAUAUAAAGAUUUUAAA